Molecule: messenger RNA, 967 nt
Organism: Sinocyclocheilus grahami
Lineage: Eukaryota; Metazoa; Chordata; Actinopteri; Cypriniformes; Cyprinidae
Product: histone H4 transcription factor-like
Exons: 6
Coding region: 46-810 (254 amino acids)
Biological process (GO): anatomical structure development; regulation of transcription by RNA polymerase II
Molecular function (GO): DNA-binding transcription factor activity, RNA polymerase II-specific; RNA polymerase II cis-regulatory region sequence-specific DNA binding
Source: RefSeq, a predicted model, not a curated record
UUUUUUGUGUGUGCAGUGAAUCAUAUAAAAUGUCCUCUCUGUGACAUGACAUGCACGUCCCUUUCCACCCUGAAGAUCCACAUCAAAUUCCGUCACUGCGAUGAGAGGCCCUUCCCAUGUGACUUCUGUGAGAGCAGCUUCAAGAACCAGCAUGAUCUGCGGAGACACAUGGAAACACACAAUGAGGGAGCAGCGUACCGCUGCACAGUAGAGGGCUGUGGAUACUCUUCACGCAUGGCACACACCAUGAAUCAGCACUAUAAACGAGUACAUGAGGACAACAUGGUUCCGAGGUAUAAGUGUCACCUUUGUGACAAGACCUUCUCUUGGUGUUACACUCUCACCCUCCACCUUCGAAAGAAGCAUCAACUCAAAUGGCCAUCUGGACACUCCCGUUUUAGGUACAUGAAGGAUGAGGAUGGGUAUCUGCGGCUCAACAUGGUGCGUUUUGAGACUGUAGAGGUUACAGAAGAGUUGAUUAAAAACAUGGCUGAAAAACGCACCCCUCGCAAGGUCUCUGGUUCAACCAGUCACUCCAAGGAGCCAAUGCUGCAUCCCGACAGCGGCAAUAGCACUCCCCAGCACUCUUCCUCACCCUCCUCUCCUUCCUCAUCUUCCUCAACCUCAGAGCUCCUGGAGGGCACUGACAGCAGUGGAUUAAAAGGUGAUGGAACAUCUGUGUAUUGUGUGUUGAACACUGUGACUGAGGUUAGUGGGGAUCCAGAGGAAGUGGCCCAGCCCGGUGGGCCAUCAGGGGCUGUUAGAGCUCUGGCUGCAGUGGCUAGAGGUCUAGGAAUGGAUGUGGUAUAAUCUCAUACCUAUCAAAUGCAGUUUCAUCAGAGAUAACCUGUGUGAGAAUACACAACCUGUUUAACCUCAAUAGAUUAAACAUUUUCCAUUAGAUCAAUGUUUUUAUAAACUAAAAUGCAAAGUUUAGAGGAUGAUGUAUGGCAUCAUCUUUUUUUAG